Bicyclus anynana (squinting bush brown) is the source of this 2093-nucleotide messenger RNA. It is a transcript of the gene SCCRO, whose product is annotated as DCN1-like protein 1. NCBI's taxonomy places the organism in Eukaryota, Metazoa, Arthropoda, Insecta, Lepidoptera, Nymphalidae. The transcript is spliced from 3 exons. Gene Ontology annotation, biological process: positive regulation of ubiquitin-protein transferase activity; protein neddylation. The record is from RefSeq and is a predicted model, not a curated record. Bases 147 to 944 code for a protein of 265 amino acids. Gene Ontology annotation, molecular function: cullin family protein binding; ubiquitin conjugating enzyme binding; ubiquitin-like protein binding. Gene Ontology annotation, cellular component: ubiquitin ligase complex.
ACGAAAGCUAAAGAAAAACUAAUUUUUCAAAAAAAAAAACAUCUAUUUGUCUAUGAUUGUUGCUUUUCAUUUUUAGUAAUUUCGAUGUCGAAACAAGUGUGAAUUAGUGAAAGUCAUUUGAUGAAUUAACAUAUAAUUAUUCAAAAAUGAAUAAAUUAAAAUCAUCACAGAGAGAUAAAGUGAAGAAGUUCGUUGCCUUCACGCAGACAACGGAGACCACUGCGAUAUACUGCUUGGCUCAGAAUGAUUGGAAAUUAGACUUGGCGAGCGACAACUAUUUUCAGAACCCUGAAGCGUAUUACAAGGACUCCGUGAAAACUUCAGUAGAUAGGAAAAAACUAGAACAACUAUUCAACAAAUACAGAGAUCAACAGGAGAACGAUAAAAUCACCGUCGACGGUGUUAUGAAGUUUUUAGAAGACCUAAAUUUAAGUCCAGAAUCUAUAUUAGUACUUAUCAUAGCGUGGAAGUGCAAAGCGGCAGUGCAGUGUGAAUUCACUAAAGAAGAGUUCAUGACGGGCUUGUUCGAACUCGGUGCUGACAGUAUAGAUAAAUUAAAAACUAAACUACCAAUGUUAGAAAUGGAAAUAAAAGAUCCCAAUAAGUUUAAGGAUUUCUAUCACUUCACUUUCAAUUACGCUAAGAACCCCGGCCAGAAGGGUCUGGAUUUAGAUAUGGCUAUAGCUUAUUGGAAUAUUGUAUUACGUGGAAGAUUUAAAUUUUUAGAUGCCUGGUGUAAAUUUCUAGUGGACAAUCAUAAAAGGUCAAUACCAAAAGACACUUGGAACUUACUGCUAGAUUUUGCUACCCAAAUUGAUGAUGGAAUGAGCAACUAUGACGCAGAGGGAGCCUGGCCUGUACUCAUUGAUGACUUCGUAGAGUGGUGUCAGAAACAAGAACUCACAGCGGAUAGUCUAAAGUCUUUAGAGCCUGCAUCUGGCUAGCCGACAAUUGACAGCUGCCAACAGUAUGGAGCGAGAAAUGUACACAUUUUGUCUGCAGAGACAAACAUCCAUGAACACAACAUCUUCAAGAAGCUGGGCUUGUUCAUGGUACAUCUGCUGUCUCGCUUCCUUCUGUACAGUCUGGAGCUGUGUGCAGUUGAGUGGAUCGCAAUCAUUAUAGUUUUUGAUCUGUGUAGCUGACUAAAUUGAGAAGGGACAUGGACAUCAUCUUAAAAAUAGAAGUCUUUAGUCUAUGAACUAAAUAGUGACUUGUUAGAUCUGUUUACUGCAGUUGUUCUUAGUGACGUUUAUAACAGGAGUGAAACAUCAUAGUGCAAACUGUACAUAAAAAAAGUAUAACACCAUAGACCUUUUGGUGUACUGUGUGGGGUAAGACUUGAUACUUGGUCUUGGAAGUUUUUCACUAACCAAAAGUAAGUACUCGAACUGUACAAAGCUCUGAGCUCUCGUCCGUUAGAAUUAAAUAUGAAUCCUAGAAAUCCUGUUUCCUAAUGAACUGUUUCAAUUUAAAAUUAUUUUGCUUUUAAAUUAUACAAAGAAUCGAAAAAAUCAAUUUAGAUGUUUCAAUCAGAUUUAAUAUUUGCGUUAUAGCAUACUAAUCUGUGAAGAUAGUAAAAUUAAGAUGUAAAUAUGUAUAUAAAAAUUAUGAUAUUAUUUUCUUUUAAUAAUUAUUAAAACUUAGAACCUUAUUUUAUUUUAUUUUGUGUCUGUCUUGCAACAUAAUUGUCAAUCUUGUUAAUUGUAUAAAUAUGCCAUUCACCUAUUUUUUAAAUGCUUUAUAUAUUUAUUUGUAUUUUCAAAUAUUUUUCAUGUCAGUGACAUUUUAAAAUUGAUAAGUUAAAAACUUUGUGGCUUGUUUCAAGUUAUGUAUAAAAUUGCAGCAACAAUAUAAUACAUUGUCAGUUACAUUUGUUGUUUAUCUACUAAUUGGAUAUAUUUUCCAUUUUUAAAAACUAGUGCCUAAAGUUCUUAUUACAAUUUCAUAGGUAACAUAAUGUAGUAUUUUAAGAAAUAUUGAAACAGCACAUACAAUUAAUAUUAUAUCAUUAACUUGGAAAAAAAAUUGGAUUGAUUAUAAUUAUUAGAAGAGUUUGUUAAUAUUAUGCAUAAAUAAAAUGUUGAAUUUCA